AUGUCUGACGUUGCGGAGACCAAGCCCGACCCCACCACCGCCGCUCCUGAGGAGCAGAAGCCCGAGAUCACCACUGGUGAGGGCGAGCAGAGUGUGACUGAGGCUGUUACCGAGACUGCCAAGGAGGCUGCUGAGACCGUUCAGGACGCCGCUGUCAAGACUUCCGACAGCGUUUUCUCCAUGUUCGGUGGUGGCCCCAAGAAGGAGAAGAAGGAGGAGAAGGAGGAGGGUGCGGAUGAGCCCUCUGGCUCUUCUAAGGCUCAGAACACGAUGAUGAAGCCCCCCGAGUCCCCCGAAGUCCACUUCGAGCCCGUUAUCCGCCUGACUGAGAAGGUCGAGACCAAGACCAACGAGGAGCUUGAGGAGCAGGUUUUCAAGAUGCGCGCUAAGCUCUUCAAGUUUGACCGUGACAGCAAGGAGUGGAAGGAGCGUGGUACCGGUGAUGUGCGUCUGCUGAAGCACAAGGAGAACCAGAAGACCCGUCUGGUUAUGCGUCGUGACAAGACCCUCAAGGUCUGCGCCAACCACUACAUCGUUCCCGACAUGAAGUUGAGCCCCAACGUUGGCAGUGACCGCAGCUGGGUCUGGAACGCCGCUGCCGAUGUCAGCGAGGGUGAGCCUGAGGCCCAGACCCUGGCCAUUCGCUUUGCCAACAGUGAGAACGCCAACCUCUUCAAGGAGGCUUUCGAGAAGGCCCAGCAGGAGAACGAGAAGCUCUUCAGCGCUGGUGAGCAGUAA
Molecule: messenger RNA, 738 nt
Organism: Penicillium malachiteum
Lineage: Eukaryota; Fungi; Ascomycota; Eurotiomycetes; Eurotiales; Aspergillaceae
Product: Ran GTPase-binding protein YRB1
Exons: 4
Coding region: 1-738 (245 amino acids)
Biological process (GO): nucleocytoplasmic transport
Cellular component (GO): nuclear pore; cytoplasm
Molecular function (GO): GTPase activator activity
Source: RefSeq, a predicted model, not a curated record